Messenger RNA from Aspergillus ibericus CBS 121593, 2487 nucleotides. RefSeq names its product DUF3433 domain-containing protein. The transcript has 2 exons. The record is from RefSeq and is a predicted model, not a curated record. Lineage: Eukaryota; Fungi; Ascomycota; Eurotiomycetes; Eurotiales; Aspergillaceae. Bases 1 to 2487 code for a protein of 828 amino acids.
AUGCUCGCGGCGGGUUCUGGGAAUGUGAGUCUGAGGACUGUCAGUUCAAGUCGGCCACAACUGAUGCAAUCUGAAUCUCAGCAGUCCAUCGCCGCUUCGGACGACUACUACUCCUUCUCCAGUCCUUCCUCCAGUGCAAGAUCGCGAGCCAGUGGUAGUCGACUCACCGUGGCGCGGUAUGCGACACCAAACUCUCAUCCUCCGACCCGAACUCCAUCUCCUAGCGUCUCGCGAACGCAUCUGGCCCCGCUGGCGGCUGGUGCACGAUCGGAGCAUUCCUUGAGCGUUCCGAGUGAGAACAGAAAUUUCGCCACACCUGCAUCGAGGACAAUACGUACAGUUGACGAGCGAGACAAUCAACCGAGCCCCAUGUCGGACACCACUUCUCGACGGGAACCCAGUGAUAGCUAUGCGGGACGGCCACCUACGCCGGGGGUGGAUGAUUCACCAUACAUUCAUUUCGCCAUCAGUCAGCUAACGCGUGAUGAGGAGGUAGCGGGGCCCAGGCGGCGAAGCUCAGUCACGAGUAAUGACAAUCCGCUGGAGCCACUGCUUUGGGACGAAGGCCUGGGCUGCUUUAUUCGCUCGCCGGGACCGCCGGCAACACCCCCGGUACGGCCACCGCAGCAGUCCUCGGAUUCCAUAGGGAGGGCCCCUCAGAGCUCGGUCGACCCAGAGUCAUUUGUGGCGGUGGAGCCCCCGGAAGACAGUCUGCUGUAUCCGCCGUUGGACUUUGUUCCUCUUGUUUUACGGACAUGGGCCCUGGUGGCGAUCACCCUAUGCUGCCUGCUAAUGAUUGCGGGGAUAUCUUUCUGCAAUGUAUGGUCUAGACGGCAUCCGGGGCUCUGGGAUUAUACGGGACUCGGCGGUUCACACUAUUUUGUGAUGCAAUUUUUGCCCCAAAUAUUGGGGAUGAUCAUCACGAUUUGGACGUUUGUGAUCCAAGCAGCCCUGUAUCGAAUCAUGCCGUUUGCUAUUAUGGCAUCAGAGCGGCCUUUAGGUUAUGUUUUGCAGAAUCUGCCAAUCUUGUCGCGGAAUUUCCUGAAGCCGGACUUUUCUCAUUUCCGACAUGGAGAGCCGAUCGUUGGGUUCUCGCUGUUUACCAUGUGGCUUUCAAACCUGAGCACGCUGCCGUUGCUGAGCUGCCUCUUUCAAGCCAAGUGGUACUUGAUCGAUGGCGAGGGGACCUGGCGGUGGGCUUCAGUUGUGGCCGUCGGCUGGACCCUUGUAGCUAUUUAUGCGCUGCUGACCAUUGGAUUUAUUCUGCUGAUGUUUCGGUUUGUGCGUACCUGGUCAGGGCUGAUGUGGGACCCAGUGAGUCUGGCCGAUUUAAUUUCGAUUAUCCAGCGAUCGAACAUCUUGCAUGAUUUUGAACAAUCCGAGACGUUGCCGGAUGUGGGCGAAUCGCUUGACCCUCGAUUUCUCCGAUUGGGAUACUGGAAACUAUCGAAUCGAGCGGAGACGUUCUACGGUAUCGGCGAGGUGGAUGCACCAGUCCGGACGCCGUCUUUACAUCGCAAAGAAAAGAACCUCCAGAUGCAAUCGCAUGGCCUGUCACGGGUGUCAUUCGACCUUGAGCAGCAUGAUCUCGCGGAGAAGGAGGAGUACUAUCAACAUCUGUACUCGCCAGCCAUCCGCUACCGCUGGGUUCCGUGGUUCCUCCGCGACAGGUUCGUGAUUCUGUGGACGGUAAUCGUUGGUGCUCUGUUUAUUGCGUUUGUGCUGGUCAGCUUCAUUCACGAUGCCAUCAAGGGCGGGUUUCCUCCGCGAUUGCCAACACUACCAUCGACGGGCGCCUUUUCCUCAUCCAACUUUUGCUAUAGCUUCGUCCCGGCUCUGAUUGGGAAUGUGUUCUUCCUUGCGUGGCAGCCCAUCGAUGUCUAUUUCCGUGCGCUGCAGCCAUUCGCGGCUCUGUCUUCUCCGAAUGGUGCUCGAGCAGAGCAGAGCCUGCUACUGUCUUAUCCGUCCUGCUACCCUUUGCAGGUGACCGCUCUGGCAAUCCUCAACAGGCACUUCAAAGUGGCCUGGAUCUCGUUUAUGAGUACGGUGUCGGCUGCGAUUCCUCUCCUCGCAGGAGGGGUGUUUAUCGCUCUGUACCACCCGUCGGAAGACGCGAUUCGGAUCUCGGCACUCAUGCCGGCUUUCUACGCCCUGGUGGCUUUCUGCGCACUCUACAUGAUAUCGUUCCUGUGCAUCUGGCCUCGUCGCUGUCGCCGUUUGCCACAUGAGGUUAGCACCCUGGCCGAUCAGAUGAGCUUCCUAUACCAGAGUCCGUUGCUCGCGGAUAAGAUACUGCGGGAGCCGAGGAGCAAGGCAGAUCUGGUCACCCGCUUGGUCGUGGCACCGCCCGGGGAUCGGGAACAUUCCAUGUACGGCUUUGGCAUUUAUGUGGGCCGGGAUGGAAAGGAACAUCUGGGGAUCGAUCGCUUCGACCGUCCUGGACGGGCGGAUAUGUUGAUCACCACUGGAUGUAUGCGGAGACACUAA